Messenger RNA from Plodia interpunctella (Indianmeal moth), 2711 nucleotides. Its product is annotated as alpha-enolase-like. NCBI's taxonomy places the organism in Eukaryota, Metazoa, Arthropoda, Insecta, Lepidoptera, Pyralidae. The transcript has 4 exons. Gene Ontology annotation, molecular function: magnesium ion binding; protein dimerization activity; phosphopyruvate hydratase activity. Gene Ontology annotation, cellular component: phosphopyruvate hydratase complex. Gene Ontology annotation, biological process: glycolytic process. The coding region runs from base 403 to 2187 and encodes 594 amino acids. The record is from RefSeq and is a predicted model, not a curated record.
UUCAAUGAAGAAAUGUUCUGUCUAAUCUCAUACAUUUUAAAUAAAUUUUAAUGCGUCGCUAUCGCGUCGACCUACAAUUUCCUAACACCAAAAAACACAAAGAGUCGAGGCUAAAUGCAUCAAUACGACAUUUCCCAAACCAUUUCUCUGAACCACUUGGCCCUUAUAUCGUUUAUAUUAUUAAAACAAUUGCGAAGCUCUGCUUCGACAAGUGGAGGCUCAGCUAACACUGGCUGCUAAAUGGGCGGAGGGAUACCGGACGGGGCGGAGUUUCGUUAUCAAUCCUCCGAACUAAACCAACCCUCAACGGCAGAGCACGCGAAACUACCCUAGAGGGAGCACCUAAAAAAAUAUAUGAUAAAAUAAAUCGACUGUAAUAUGACGCGUUUUUAAGUGGUGGCAAUGUAUAACAUGGAGAAUAAUGGUGUGAGGUGUUCGCCUUUGGAAAACGUGGUGGUGCCCUUGACCAUAACCAACUCGCCAUCGUCAUCUGCGCACAGCUCAGACAUGUUCCUCUACGAUGAUUCCUCCAUGUCCGACGGGAGUCUUUAUGCCAGCGACCAGGAAAAUCUGUCUACGCCAAGAAAGAGGUCGGACUGUCGUCGAUUCCACAAGAAGCGGUCGCGCUGCCCGCAACAGCAGAUCCAACAGCGGCAAGCGGCGAACCUGCGCGAGCGACGCCGGAUGCAGUCCAUCAACGACGCGUUCGAAGGCCUGCGCGCGCACAUUCCUACUCUGCCAUACGAGAAACGACUGUCCAAAGUCGACACCUUGAAGUUGGCCAUUGGCUAUAUCAGCUUUUUGGGUGAACUGGUCCGAGCGGACAGGAGUGCAUCGGAGACAUUGUUGACUGGAGUCAUCAGCUCCCACAACAGAGAUGAGCACAAGAAGGUCAUCAUCAGAGCUCGUCAAAUAUUCGACGCCACCGGCAGGCCGACGGUGGAAGUGGACAUGGUGACGGAGCUCGGCCUGUUCCGCAUCGGAGUUCCCAACACAGACUUUAAAAAGCUGACGGAGGCCACGCAGCUCCGGGACAACAACCCUAGCGAAUUCAGCGGCAUGGGCGUCAACAACGCUGUAAAAAAUAUUAAUACCAUCAUUGCCCCGGAACUAAUCAAAAUGAAUCUGGAAGUUACCAUGCAAAAGGAGAUCGACCAGUUCAUGAUCGCCCUGGAUGGUACCGAGACUAAGUCGAGGCUAGGAGCCAACGCGAUCCUAUGUGUGUCGCUGGUGGUGGCGAAGGCGGGAGCUGCUAAGAAAGGCGUACCGCUGUACAGACACAUCUCAGACUUGGCGGGCGUCACCAGCAUCAUCUUGCCCGUGCCACAUUUCACAAUCUUGACAGGCGGUAUCCUAUCUUCCAACGGCUUACCUUUUCAAGAAUAUAUGAUAAUGCCAACCGGAGCCGCCACCUUUUCGGAAGCCAUGCGUAUUGGAAUUGAAAUAUACAAUUAUGUCAAAAAUGUAAUAAGAUCGAAGUAUUCUUUUGAGUACACUUAUGUUAGCGAUUCAGGCGGAUUUUCAGUACCUCUGCAGAGCCAUCGCGAGGCGCUCUUAUUCCUCACGGAUGCCAUCAAACAAUGUGGAUUCGUCGGAAAAGCCGAAAUCGCUAUAAACGCUGCAGCCACUGACAUGUAUAAAGACGGUGCUUACGAUCUAGAAUUUAAAAACCCACAUUCAAAUCCACAAGAAUACAUGUCUUCUGACAAGCUCGCCGAGGUAUACCUGGAUAAUAUGAAGGAAUUUCCCAUGUGCUCUGUCGAAGACGCCUUUGAAUUCGACGACUGGGCGGCGUGGACGACGUUGACCGUCCGGACACCUAAUCAGCUUGUAAAUAAUGAUUCCACUCAGACUAAUUUAAGAAGAGUUGGUUUGGCUAUUGAAAAGAAGGCAGGCAACACAAUUGCCUUGAGAAUAAAUCAAGCCGGAACCGUAUCCGAACUUUUAGAAGCGUAUAAAUUGAUAAAGGCUAAUAACUUUGGAAUUAUAGUGAUAGAUCGUUGGGGUGAUACUGAAGAUUUAUUUUUAGCUGAUCUCGUGGUGGGGUUGUCUGCGGGCCAGAUCAAAUGUGGUGCACCAGUCCGCGGAGAGAGAGUCGGGAAGUACAACCAUAUCCUGAGAAUAGAAGAAGAGUUAGGUGCUCUGGCCAAGUAUGCUGGAAAAAAUUACAGAGGGCAACUGCCAUAGCACUUUUAAAAAUCUGCAAGUAGCUACUUAAAUAACGAUGUCUUUAACUAAACCUGUUGUUUUAAUUUAAUUGAAUGGGUAUAUUUUAUUGCUGGCUCUUUUUGAAUGGCUAAAAAUCAUGUCGUCCUUUGCGGCGUGCGGCGGAGCCACCAUUUUAAAAACAUAUCCAAUUAUACCCACAUUCAAUUUUAAAUUCAAUGUAUGUGACCUUAAUAUGGCGUUCGCCAGACGUUCGUGCAAUAAAUCUACAUUUUUACAAGUUGCUGCAAAGCACAGACCAUCUUGCAAGUUAAUAUUGAGUACCUAUGUAAUGCAUGCAGCAGUAAUAUCAGGUGUUCGAUAGUGUUCCUCUUGUAAUAAAAUCGGGCGUCUGCUAAAGAGAAUAAGUCUAUGUACCUAGGUACAUUGAGGCGUGUAUGCCGGGUGGGGUAAUGACAGGAAAUGCUAGUUGUGCCGAUGUGGUGUCGCUAAACUGUAAUUAAAAUAUAUGAUUUUAAUGUAUGCAAUUAAAAACACCCCCAUUU